AGUUGUUUUUUGUGAUGUGUCAUCAUCGCUGAGAAGUAGUUGAGGGUAGUUGCGAGGUCGCGUGGUACGUUUUAAUUUACGGGUAGUAGUCACUAUCCCCAAGACAAGAGGAAAGGCGCCACUUCCCUGUUUCUUCCUCUACAUCAAGAAUCCGUUUGAGAAGUUGUGCACAGGAAAAUUUUUACAAAAACCGGAAACCAAAAAUCAUGGCCACACUCUACCUUCUCGCGCACCCGCAGCUGUUGCUGCACCCGGACCGGCUGCUGGACCCUGACACCGAUAUGCAUCGCAAAAUUAUCGUACACGGGCGUAGCACCACUCGCAUGACAAAUUUUCGCAGCAUGAUGAAAAAUUGAUCUUGUGAUUCUGAAGCUGAAUUGGCUCAGAAAGAGAUGUAUGCAUGCAUGAUUGCAAAGAACAUGAUUACGAGCAGUUUGAUAUUUUUGCAGUUCAUAACCGAGACCCGGAAGCAGAUCGACCGCAUGUGCGCGUUUCUUGGAAACGCGGAGGGCCGGGAUAAGAUCGGAAAACUCGUCCAGUUUAUCGCCCGUUUUCUCGACGGGUUUUUUCGGGAAGGACCCGGUCUGAGUCUGAUCGCCGCGGAGACCUCCCUACGAAUUGCAAAAUACUUAAGUAGCGACGUACUCUACUAUGAAUUGCAUGACAAUUUUUUUCAAAAGGAGAGACGGAAUAUUGUAAUUCUCACUUGGGUCGUUGAUGUCGUUCCUGUAAGGAGUUGGCUUUGAUGAUGUCAUUGUCGUGCAAAAAUAGUACAACCACGAGUGCGAAGAUGCUGAUUUUGCAGUGGAUACUCCCUCCCCUACUGCAAUCAGCUCCGGUGCCUCUGGAACGGGCUGCAGACCGCGCGGUGCUGGGCGUGGAUGGGAAAGUCCCUGAUCGAGUGGAAAACGGACAUCCAGACCUUUGAGUCGAAGCAAAUGGUCCCGGAAGUGAAGGUGCUCCAUAUGACCGCCCGGUUUUUCUUCGCGGUCCGGUGGUUUUUCGAGAACUUCAUGCUGCUGGUGAAGGAGAAGGUCCUGCUCCCCUCCGCGAAAGGGGGGUAUUUGCCGCUCCCGGAGGCCGUAUGCAUUGCAAACAUGUCUGGGUCUGGAAGAGUGCAAAUUUGUGAUGCUUGUCUCACAUGACUCUUGGACUUGUAAUGCGUGAGCAGGAUGAAAAGAGCCUCUUACCUGUCAUGCAAAAAUGAAGUUUCUCAUGCAGAAAGCGAAGCACAAAGGAGCCAAGAAGCUUGUCAUGCGCGCUGCCUAUAGCAGUGUCCCCACAAAAAUUGAUAAAUUAGCAUCACAAGUUCCCAGACCCAGACAUAUUUGCAUUUGAUAGGCCGCCGUGUUGAACAAGUACGCGAAGAAGUUUUGGUUCUACGCAAUUUUCACCGCGGUGUGCUGCGAGGUGGCGAAGCUGCGCAUUCUGAAGAACAAGUACGACGAAAUCUAUCCCAGGUGACCAAGAAUGUUGAUCGUAAUAAAGUCGUAUAGCUUGCAAAACAGAUCUUGGGCAUGUCAGAAAAACUCUAUUUGCAUAUUGCCUAGUCAACAAGCACCACAAAGUAGAAAUUAAUGUCUAGAAUCGAGAAGACCAACACCUACUGUAAUAUCAAGAAAUUGCAAAUAAUCUUUACGACUUCUACGUAGUGUUUCUUUGCAAUGGAUAGAGUCGAGAACAAGGUGAUUUCCACGGUGGCAACGGGGAACGACAAGCAGAAAUCGCAGCAGUUGGUAGAGGAACAGAAGGUGAUAUCCAGGAAAAAAAGUGUGUUAGUGUAACUUUCUUGGAGGAACAGCAUCACAAAUUUGUUCUGCAUGAGAGAGAAAACCUCCCAUGCGUGGUUUGUAAAGGAAAACACAAGUGAAAAGAGGACUUCGUGCUUGUCUGGCAUGACAGGUGUAACUCUGUUGCAUGUUCUGCAUGACAGAGUUACACUUACACACUUUUUUUCUUUCAUAGGUGAAGAAGGAGGAAGAAUUGGCGAAGUUGAAGUCUGACGCGAAACUGUAUGCAUUGCAAAUAUGUCUGGGUCUGGAAGAGUGUAAGUUUGUCAUGCUUGUCGAACAAGACUCCCAACUCUGUGAUGCAUGAGCAGGAAGAGAGCCUCUCGCCUGUCAUGCAAAAACGCAGUUUGCCAUGCAGAGUUUCAGACCCUGUCAUGCUUGGCUGCGUAUUGCAGUGUGUCCACCAGUCCCAAACCAGCAUUACAACUUUCCACACCCAGAUAGUAUUUGCAGUGGAUAAACUGCGGCUGCGCACGAUUUUCACCAACGUGAUGGACUCUCCUGCGUCGAUCAGCGUCGGGUUCGGAUACUCCAUGAGCCACAUGACGGUCGGCGGGCUGAUGAGCAUCGCGAGCUACCUGCAGUGCCAGAAUUUGUACCCGAAGUAGUAGAAGAAGGCGGGAGGAGGCCUUGAUAUUACUUUUGCUGGGGAACAAGUAGAUCACGAAAUGCGUACAGACACAGAUGUUUGUAACUUUGUAGUUCAGUUGUAGGACAAAAUAAAUUGAAAAUGCUGUAGUAAUUAUCACUCGACAUCAGGCCGCUAGAGAAUGCAUUCAGAAGAGAAAGACACCGACCAAACUAGAUUUUUUACGUUUCAUCGACUUGCUGUUCGCAAUACAACUUGUUUAUCGACUGUAGCCGACGAAGAGACCAUUAUCAUGAUUAUGUCGCUUGUUUUAUCUGUUAAUGCUAAAUUGAAAAUGCCUCGUCUGCCACUGCCACAUUAUCGCGAUUUGACAAAAUAUACGCACCUGUUUCUCAUUUGUAAGAAAACUGAAAAAUUUUCCUAUACCCAACGUUUGAAUUUUUCUCAUGGACGCGCUAUGGCUGACUAGCACAGAAGACGCGAUCCUUUUUCCACCGGUGCUGACGGGGAGCUACGGCAUCUGGGCUGCAUGAUUUUUGCAUACACUCCUACUUCAUCACCAAUUGAAGCUGACAAAGUAGACUGAGAUGAUCCUGCACUAGGGAACAGCUGCAAGAAGUGCGACAUCUUCGCAACUGAAAUGGAUUCUGGUGGAUGAACCGCGAUGUUGAAAUAGUGGAGCCUGUACACACAAUCACACUGAAUUUUGACACCACAACGAACACGUUAAACACAGAAAGAACGUAGGGCGGCAUGCGUGGAUCACAUGUGGAC
Amoebophrya sp. A120 is the source of this 3153-nucleotide messenger RNA. NCBI's taxonomy places the organism in Eukaryota, Dinophyceae, Syndiniales, Amoebophryaceae. The record is from the annotation of a GenBank genome assembly.